Enterobius vermicularis (human pinworm) is the source of this 1209-nucleotide messenger RNA. NCBI's taxonomy places the organism in Eukaryota, Metazoa, Nematoda, Chromadorea, Rhabditida, Oxyuridae. The record is from the annotation of a GenBank genome assembly.
UUGUAUUUUAGUAGUUGGCCAACACAGUGCAAUGCAUUACCGCCAGGUGUUAUUCCGCGAGGCCCACAAACGUCGAACACCUACACCACAGCGCAGAGCUAUAAUGCAAGACGAGUACAGAAUGAUAAUCAAACAAAUGCUUUACAAGCUGCAGUAAUCUAUAAGCUAAAGUCCGACAAAUAUGAUUCAAGUGUACCGCCAAUUUCAAAACCAGAUCAAGGUGUUAUUGUUUAUGUACGUCUGUUGAUACAUCGUCUUAUUUGGUUUGAUAAUCAAGCGGAAGCGCAUAUAAGUUUAAAAGAACAAUGGCAAGAUCCACGUUUCCAAGUACAUUCAAAACAGGCGGUAACAUUUCGAUUGCCCGACGAUAUCAAAAUAUGGGUACCGGAUACCUAUUUCUCAAAUGCUGUAGAAAAAAAAUUAGGCGACAAAGUAUUUCGAAUUGUUGAAGAAUCUGGAUAUAUAGAUACUCAUCAAAAGAACUUCUGUACCAAUGGGUUCCAACGCUAUCCCCAGUUGAGCUUGCUAAUCAAGUGCUAUCCGAAAGAUAUAAAAAUGAAAGUUACGAAAUUCAAGAUUGUAGCAAGAGAUAUUCGCCAGCUUUAUUCUUCAGAUUCCUACUCUUGCCUGGAAAUAAAUCUCACAUUCGUUGGGCCAAUUAAACAAGGAAUAUUCAAAGUUUUUCUUCCGUCAUUGCUUUUGGUUUUCGCCUCAUGGCUACACUUCUGGAUCAAUGGAUCUUGGUCUGUGCCCCGUACAUUGUCUGCUGGAGCGCCAUUCCUUAUAUUUGCAAUCUUGCUGAUGUUCUUCCCAAAUAUGUAUGAGGAUUAUUCAAGGGGUACUCGAACGUGGUUCGUUACUUGUCUUCUCUUUACUUUUGCAUCCUUCGUUGAAUAUUUUCUUGUGAUAUGUUGCGGUAUGAGACGAACAUUACGUUACACCAACGGGCUCCUUGAAAGUGACCAUCCGGUAACAACUAAAGAGGUAACAACCACUACAAUUUCAAUGAAUAAUUCAUCUUUCAAUAAACGAGCACCACUACCACUAUGCUCUUCCUUAAACCUAAAUCCAAGACAGCCGUAUGGAACCUCGGCCCGCUAUGAUCCGCAACGAAAGUUCCCUAGAUAUUGUUUCACGACUGCUGUUCCCACUCAUUUUUGUAAUAUUUCUUUCCAUAUACCUCCUCGUACAGUUACUGUAACUAUAUAG